CAAAAAGCGAGAGGAUGGAGCGAGUGAAGUAAAGAAAAAAAAAAGAAUCCCUGCUGUUUUAUUUCUCACGGCCACUUUUUUUUUUUUUUUCUGGGCGCUUGUGUUGGAAGCCGGAGCGAGGUUUGGAUGCAGGGGAGUAGCUGACAGCAGCUGUGUGUCUCUGUGAUCAGAUUUCACCAGCUGAGCUGAGAGCCGCAGCAGCUCUGAGGCUCCGCUCUCUAUCGCCUCCUUUGCUCAUUUUUCCCCAUGUUGGCGGAGCGUCUCUAAAACGCUCAAACGAAGAAAAGAACCACAGCAAAUACCGGGAUUUAUUCCCCAGCAUCUUUCUCUCCUCCUCUUCUUUUUACUUUAUAUAUUUUUUUGCAGGAAAUAAUUAGCCUGGGAGCUUCCGAUUUAAAUUAAUCCCAAUAAUAAAGGGUGGCCGAAGACAUGGACGAGCAGCCCAGGUUGAUGCACUCUCACACGGGGGUAGGCAUGGCGGGGCACCCCGGUCUGCCGCAGCAUUUGCAGGAAGGCACCGGAGGAGCUGACGGCGACGGAAGGAAGCAGGACAUUGGAGACAUUUUACAGCAAAUCAUGACCAUCACGGACCAAAGUCUGGACGAAGCCCAGGCCAGGAAACACGCUCUCAACUGUCACCGAAUGAAGCCGGCCCUUUUCAACGUCCUGUGUGAAAUCAAAGAGAAGACAGUGCUCAGCAUCCGCGGCGCCCAGGAGGAGGAGCCUCCAGACCCACAGCUCAUGCGCCUGGACAACAUGCUGCUGGCGGAGGGCGUGUCCGGCCCGGAGAAAGGCGGGGGCUCGGCAGCGGCAGCGGCUGCAGCGGCCGCCUCAGGAGGGGUGGGGGCCGACAACUCAGCGGAGCACUCGGACUACAGGGCCAAGCUGUCCCAGAUCCGACAGAUCUACCACACAGAGCUGGAGAAGUAUGAGCAGGCCUGUAACGAGUUCACCACCCACGUGAUGAACCUGUUGCGGGAGCAGUCGCGCACGCGGCCCAUUUCGCCCAAAGAGAUCGAGCGCAUGGUGAGCAUCAUCCACCGCAAGUUCAGCUCCAUCCAGAUGCAGCUGAAACAGAGCACCUGCGAGGCCGUCAUGAUCCUGCGCUCCCGCUUCCUGGACGCCAGGCGGAAAAGACGAAACUUCAACAAGCAGGCGACAGAGAUCCUGAACGAGUAUUUCUACUCUCACCUCAGUAACCCGUACCCCAGCGAGGAGGCCAAAGAGGAGCUGGCCAAGAAGUGUGCCAUCACAGUGGCCCAGGUUUCCAACUGGUUUGGGAAUAAAAGAAUCAGAUACAAGAAAAACAUUGGUAAGUUCCAAGAAGAAGCCAACAUGUAUGCCGCCAGAACUGCCGUGAAUGCGGCUAAUGCAUCCUCACAUGGAAGCCAAGCAAAUUCACCCUCCACUCCAAACUCUGCAGGUUCUGCUGGCUCUUUUAACAUGUCAAACUCCGGGGACUUGUUCAUGAGCGUGCAGUCUCUCAAUGGGGACUCGUACCAGGGGGCUCAGGUGGGAGCCAACGUGCAGUCGCAGGUGGAUACCCUUCGCCAUGUUAUCAGUCAGACAGGCGGAUACAGUGAAGGACUCACAGCCAACCAGAUGUACAGUCCGCAGGGCAUCAAUGCAAACGGCGGCUGGCCCGAUGCUCCGACCCCCUCCUCAGUGACUUCCCCCACAGAAGGACCCGGAAGCGUUCACUCCGACACCUCCAACUGAUCCCCCCCCCCACCCACCAUCAUCACCGCCCCUCCAGUCUUUGAAAUCCCCCACCCAUCCUGCAGGACUGGAUGCGAUCUGAGGCAGUUGGGGGUCUGGAGACGAUGCAUCCACCAUCAAGGACAACAUUUGUUUUCUUUUUCGGUCUGAGGGGGGGCUCAUGUCUGGACUUCACAGUUUGUACAUUUUCCACUCGAUGUCCAAGUUUGCUUCCCGUUAGGAGCUCCGAGUCAGCAGCUGAAAGCCGGACGUCCUCUUUCAUCAAACACACUACCUCUGCUUUCAGUUCCAGCUCAGCAGACGUUUCAGAUGCUUCCCUCUUAUUGACAUUUAGAGCUGCAUCCCCUCUCCUAAAGGUCCGUUCUGGUUCCCCCGUCAGGUUUGUGUUUUUCAGUGGUGCCAAAGUUCAGCCCUGGACGGGAAUUUGGGGUUUGUGUCAUUACAACAAUUCCAGUCUGAGUUACUUUCUAUAGCACCGACUCCUCUGGAGCUUCUUCCACAUUUUGUCGGGUUGCAGCCAUAAAUCUCACCCUAGUUUAUUAAGGUUGGGUUUUUAUGUGCAAUGGUGCAAAACUAGCAAGAGCAUGUCCUGAUGCAUCUUAAUCCAGUAGAAAAAAGUGAUGCUCUAUAUAUCAACGUCCAUGCCGGACAUUUUUAAGCAUAUCAGUAUCGCUCCGAGAGGUCAAACUGGCAACGUUUAAUUCCAUGCAGUUGCUGUUUUGGUUUCAGGGGGUCAUGUUUAUGUAUUAAGCAAACACUUUUAUCCAAAGCGACUUACAAAGUAGAAACAAUGUUAGAAUAACGUAGGGAUUAGCAUAAAGGAGCUUCCUAAGCACCCAAAAUGGCAGCUCGUCCCACCCAGCAGGGAUUUGAACUGGGGCCUCCUGUGUGCAAGUCAAGUGAAGCCGGGCUAACCUGACUCCGCCAGAUGGAUUUGCUCCGCAUAUCCAUCUGGAAACCUUCCGUUGAAGUAAUUUUGGGAAGGGGCGAAAAUACUGGUUAGCUGAUUGGCCUAUGUUGG
Molecule: messenger RNA, 2740 nt
Organism: Cyprinodon tularosa
Lineage: Eukaryota; Metazoa; Chordata; Actinopteri; Cyprinodontiformes; Cyprinodontidae
Gene: pbx1b
Product: pre-B-cell leukemia homeobox 1b
Exons: 9
Coding region: 430-1719 (429 amino acids)
Biological process (GO): eye development; brain development; neuron development
Cellular component (GO): nucleus
Molecular function (GO): DNA-binding transcription factor activity, RNA polymerase II-specific; RNA polymerase II cis-regulatory region sequence-specific DNA binding
Source: RefSeq, a predicted model, not a curated record